This is a messenger RNA of Anopheles coustani, 984 nucleotides long. It is a transcript of the gene mRpL15, whose product is annotated as large ribosomal subunit protein uL15m. Bases 49 to 906 code for a protein of 285 amino acids. NCBI's taxonomy places the organism in Eukaryota, Metazoa, Arthropoda, Insecta, Diptera, Culicidae. Gene Ontology annotation, molecular function: structural constituent of ribosome. Gene Ontology annotation, biological process: translation. The transcript has 2 exons. Gene Ontology annotation, cellular component: mitochondrial large ribosomal subunit. The record is from RefSeq and is a predicted model, not a curated record.
GAUUGCAUCGGGUUGUAGAUUGUGAAUAAGUGAAGUAAUUUUGUAAAAAUGUCGAUUAAACAUACCACAGAAAAAGCAUUACAACUGCUUCGUACACUCCCUCGUGUAACCAUUGGUAAUAUUCGUGAUAACCCGCAGUCCAAGCAAAACAAAAAGCGUGGUCGUGGGCAGCACGGUGGAGAUAAGCAUGGUGCGGGUAAUAAGGGAUCCGGACAGCGACAGAACUUCACGCGGCUCGGAUACGAAACCGGAAACACACCAUUUUACUUGCGUUUUGGGUACGAGCCAUACUACAAGGGCCACCACUUGAAACGGGAGUAUCCACCGAUCAGCUUGAAUCAGUUGCAAAAGCUCAUCGAUACCGACCGGCUAGACACCCGUUCACCCAUCGACCUUACGACCAUCUGCAAUACGGGCCUGUUCGACAUUAGACCCGAUCUGUUGCAUCACGGCGUUCAGCUUACGGACGAGGGAGCGGACGAUUUUCGCGCGAAGAUCAACAUCGAAGUACAGCAUGCACCGGAAACCGUCAUAGCAGCCGUCGAGCGCAACGGUGGAGUAAUACGUACUGCCUACUACGAUCCGCACAGCCUGUACGCGGUGGUGAAUCCAAAGAAGUGGUUCGAAAAGGGUGUCCCUAUUCCGAGGCGUAUGCUUCCACCGCAGGACGCCGUUGAGUAUUACACGAACGCCCGUAACCGAGGUUACCUGGCCGACCCGGAGCAGAUCAGCCAGGAGCGGCUUGUGCUUGCGCAAAAGUACGGUUAUGCGUUGCCGAAAAUCGAGGACGAUCCGGACUAUGAGAUGCUUGUGCAAACGAAAGAUCCGCGACAGAUUUUCCUCGGUCUCAACCCAGGCUGGGUUGUGAGCUUAAAAGAUCGUGCAAUCAUCAAGGCUAAACAGUGAAUCGUGCGACCAGCAUUCGGCGGAGUAGAUUGUAGUGAAAGUGAAGUACACGACUGUGCCCAGAAGAAUAUAAUAUGC